AUGUUUACACUUCGACCCCCUCAUGGCGCUUUUGCCGUCGGGGCUACAACUCUCACUUCUCCGGUUCAGCCGCCGUCUACUGUAGGGAGCGGGCUGACAGUCGACGGGCAAGCACUGGUCCUUGACGAGAUCGCAUUUACGCUCUUCUACCCAACCGAAUCGAAGCGCAAGGGUCCGCAAAGCAUACCAUGGCUGCUAAGGCCGGUGUACUCAACGUUCGUUGGGUUUUCUCGAUUCAGCGGUAUCUCAGCGUUCCUACUGUGGCCAAUCGUUUAUCUCUUCGGGGUCUUGCUGAAGAUCCCCGUUCAUCCCAAUGCACCGCUACUACAUCCACCGGAGAACAUCAAACAAUGGCCUCUUGUCUUCUUCUCUCACGGGCUUGGUGGCUCACGGACGGCAUAUAGUCAAGUCUGCGCUGAGCUUGCCUCUUCAGGACGCGUUGUUCUUGCCAUUGAGCACCGCGACGGCACCUCUCCUGCUACAACUGCUCGCAAUGGCCGGACAGUGCUCUAUUACCGCGAGCAAGACGUGGCUUUUCCUGAAGACAUGAAACUGGGGGUGCUUCCACUCCGCACAGACCAACUCGCGUUCCGGCGACAGGAAAUCUACCGUAUAUUCGAAGCGUUCAGCGCGCUCGUCAAUACCAAAGAUGCCGCUUCGUUUGCGGGCUUAGAGGGAGAGCAGGUGGAUCUUGGUGGCUGGCAGUCAUCUACUGGAGUCCCUCUUGUUAAAUGCGACAACCUCACCCUUGCCGGCCACUCGUUUGGCGGUUGCACUGUCCUUGACGUCCUUUCAUCGCCGCCCUGCAGCCCCUCAUCACCGCUACCAGUCGCAAAAGCCCUCUUGUUAGAUCCCUGGCUCGAACCGCUGCCCACCCCGGGACCUACACUUGUCCAUCCUCCCUCUUCGCUGCGCCUUCUUGUCAUCAACUCACAAACAUUCACUCUCUGGAACGACCACUUCACACGGUUGCUUGACCUGGUCAAGGAAUGGGACUCUGAUCAUGGCAAGCUGUUAACCUUAGUCGGGUCAGUUCACCACUCGUUCUCUGAUUUUGCCGUCUUUCCACUAGUUCGAAAACGGCCAGCCGAACUCAUCAUGGAUCGGAUAACAACGUUAUCGCUCAGUUUCUUGAACGACAAUCUCCAGAACACGCUUACAAAUCUCCCAACGCGAGACAUGGAAACAGUGGUUAUUGGAAAACGUCCUGAUGGACGACCUAGACGCUCAUUGGUUGGGGCCACUGGUGAUGUAGUUGUAAUGUGA
Molecule: messenger RNA, 1266 nt
Organism: Mycena indigotica
Lineage: Eukaryota; Fungi; Basidiomycota; Agaricomycetes; Agaricales; Mycenaceae
Product: N-acetyltransferase domain-containing protein
Exons: 6
Coding region: 1-1266 (421 amino acids)
Molecular function (GO): 1-alkyl-2-acetylglycerophosphocholine esterase activity
Source: RefSeq, a predicted model, not a curated record